AUGCAUCUCGUCAACUUUCUCUACCCAGCGCUGCUGGCAGUGAGUGGCGCUGAAGCCCUCCGCUCUGACAAAGUCAAGCUCGCGAAUAUACAGAGUCUCACGCUGCGCAAAGACCAAAAGACUUCUGCGCGACGCGUUGAUCCAAUACCGCAGCUGAAAUGCAUUGGCGGUUCGGCACGCGGCCUCUAUGAACCCGAUGUGAUGCGCUGCAAGAACAGCGGUUCCGACUACGACGAAAACUCGAUACAAUGGACAUGCACCGCCUCGCUUCCCGAAGAGUUCAAACUUGGCUCUACCGACGUCAUCUGCGAAGGCUACGAUUACCCCGAAGACCCCUAUAUCCUGAAAGGCAGCUGUGGUGUCGAGUAUCGCCUCAUACUCACGGAGAAGGGGCAGGAGAAAUAUGGAAAGGGAAGAGGAGGAUGGCAUGGUGACGACGACGAAGACCGACGUGAUGGGCCCAAGACCAUGGGCGAGAAGAUUGCUGGUGGACUGUUCUGGAUGCUAUUCGGUGGUGUUGUACUAUGGAUGAUAUACUCUGCGUUGAGAAACCGCGCGCAAGGUCCCGAUGGCGGCGUAGCAGGCGGCAAUAGACCUGGCUGGGGAGGCGGCGGUGGUGGAUGGGGAGGAGGUUACAACGAUGAUAACGACGACCCACCUCCACCGUAUUACCCGAACAACCCGAACAAUCCUAGCAACCCCAAAGCAGGCUACGGCGCGACACAGGGCUGGAGGCCUGGCUUCUGGUCUGGUGCUGCAGGCGGUGCUGCCGCCGGAUGGGCUGCUGGUCAGUUCGGCAACAGAGGGAACAGGAACAACCAGACUGGUGGCUGGGGCGCUGGAAGCGGUAGCGGCAGUCGCUGGAACAAUGGUGGUGAAGGAAGCUCAAGAAGUUCAUCUGGUGAUAGUUUCUCCAGCCCUAGGCAUGAGAGCACUGGGUUUGGAGGGACGUCACGCAGAUGA
Messenger RNA from Alternaria alternata, 963 nucleotides. RefSeq lists its product as hypothetical. Gene Ontology annotation, cellular component: endoplasmic reticulum membrane. The transcript has 2 exons. The record is from RefSeq and is a predicted model, not a curated record. Gene Ontology annotation, biological process: regulation of store-operated calcium entry. Bases 1 to 963 code for a protein of 320 amino acids. Lineage: Eukaryota; Fungi; Ascomycota; Dothideomycetes; Pleosporales; Pleosporaceae.